AUGCGUGUGGAUGUCGGUCCGCUCAGAGGAAAUCUUCUGGAAGUUGCUGUUGUCUUAAACAACUCUGCCAUUCUCCUCACGCCGAGUUUAGCAUCUCAGUGUGGCUUCAGCAUGAAGAUAGACCAUCUGGGGAACGCCAUGAUCUACGCCUCCCUUCAAAACUGUUUUGCUCAAAAUGUGAACGAUGAAGCGUUCACAACAGCGUUCCAGCUUCGGCUGCACGGGAGCCAGUUGGCUGAAGAUGAAAUCUACCCGGUGGCUGAAACCUGCCACUACCCUACCUGGGCCUGCAGGGAAAUCCUCUGCGAUCACAACUAUAUGGAGAAGCAGCCAGUCAAUACAGGAAAUACAGGAUUCAGAACGACAACCAUCACGUUCUUCACGCCUGAGGAGAAGGUUAUGAAGGUGACCGACGCCCAGAGGAGUGGACACGGGAUUGCGAACACUCCUAAAAGGCUGGUUGUCAGAAGUCCACAGGCUUCACCAGAAACCUACACCCAGAAUGUAGCCGGGGUGCUCAUGAGGGUGGUAAAGACCUCGACUGUUUUUGAGAAGAAGUGGCUGGUGACACGGAUUGAUGCAGCAGCUGCUUGCCCACUACUGGACGGUAGUGUUUACUUCACUGCUGACACAAUCACCUGCUACCUGCCCCGACACAUCGACCCGCUGAUUUCUUCCGGCCAGUCCAAACUGUUGGAGGUGCACAUGGGCAUCGAGGGUCAGAGGCUGGAGGCUGCUGAGAUCGAGGCCAGACACUACUCCUUGUCCGUCACGGACACGUACAUCGUGAUUGUAAUUCCUAUUGGAGCCGUUGGUGGCCACUUUAAGAGCCAAGUUCAGAACGGUCAGUACCACGUGUCUUACACGAUCGACCUGAUGAUCGAGGUGCUCUGGACUGAAGACGCCACUCAUGAGAACACCAGAUACAAAGUCUUGUUCCCCAUCACAACACCACUACUGCCACGACCACCUCAAGUUACUGACCGCACCGUUGCAGCGGAGCGGGUGUUCAAGCUGGAGUUCGGGUACUUUCUCCCCGAUGUGGCGCUAGUGAACAUUACCUUCCCCUCUGAGGUUUUGUCUGUGACGGAGUGCCAAGCCAGAGGCAUUAACGUCCUGGAGCACAUGUCCCCAAACAGCAGCCACAAGGCCUUCACACUGGAAGUGCCCUUUAAAGACCCUGUUGUUUCACAAACGAGCCAAGCAGGGUUUACAGUCUACGCUCUCCACCUGAGCUUCGGCUUGGUUGUGCUGGAUGAUUAUACUCCAUUUUCUCACGCUGCUUAUGCAGAAGCUGUUUUAGAAGACGUUGUUCCCCCCUCCGUCUCUGGUGGCUGCGAUCAUCAGAACUUUUACAUCCUUGUGAAAUAUGGAAGCCAAGGCUUUAAUUUCCAGACCUCAGUGGGAAACCUCAUGCUGACUGAAAACAUGGCUCAGCAGUACGGCUUCACCGAGAACGGAACACACUUCAGCUUUGCGGUGCCGUUCUUUGCGCCUCCUGUUGUGUUCGAGGCUAUUGAAUCGUCUUCUAUUAGGAGCAGACUUGAUGUUACUCUGAGGAACCUGGAAACAAACACGAUUAUCAAAGAAUUCUCUGUGGCUUGCAAUUUCAUCUCAUCACUGACUGAGUGUUUCCCCAACGGAACCAUGACCGCUCUAGCUGUGAAACUGGAGUCGGUUCCCGGUCUGAACCCCAGUCAGCUCACACUCAGAGACCCCACCUGUGGUCCCGCCUACAGCGACGAGCGCUACGCUUACUUCGUCUUUACUGGGAACUCUUGUGGAACCACUAGAAAGUUUUUGCCCCAUGUGAUGCUGUAUGAAAACGAAAUCUCUCUGCCAGAUGAGCUUGAAGCGAAAAGGGCGUCUAACUCGGAGGAACCGGAGUAUGAGUUAAAAGUUUCAUGCUACUAUGACAUCAACACGACCCACGCUGUGGCCUUUCAACCGAGACAACGCAGGAACGAACCGUACGCUGAAAACGCAAAAGGCCUGCUGCAAGUCGAAAUGAGACUCGCUUUGGACGACUCCUACAGCGUGUUCCACAGGGUCGAGGACUAUCCCAUAACCAAAUAUCUGCAGCAGCCUCUGUAUUUUGAAGUGGAGCUGGUGAAGCCUGGAAGCCCCCAAGUAUCGUUGCAGCUGGAGACCUGCUGGGCGACGCUGAAGGAGGACAGGAUGUCUCAGCCCAGAUGGAAUCUCAUCAUUAACGGCUGUGCAAACCCAGUCGACCAAUACCAGGUGAUCUUCCAUCCAGUCUGGACUGACGCCAGAGUCCAGAAUCCUUCUCACUUCAAGCGCUUUGAGGUCAAGAUGUUUGCUUUUGCUCAAGACCAAGAGGACUUGAGUCGCCAGCUCUUCGUCCACUGUGACGUCGUAGUCUGCGAUGCCAGAAAUCCACUCGGUGGAGUUUGCAGUGGGCAAUGUUCAAACCCAGAAAAUGGAAAUAAAGGUCAAAGACGAGCUGUUUCAGAUGAGGACAAGUCCAAUUAUGUGUCACUGGGCCCAAUAACUAUGAGCUGAUAAAAAUAAAACUUU
This is a messenger RNA of Stegastes partitus (bicolor damselfish), 2538 nucleotides long. RefSeq lists its product as uncharacterized. The coding region runs from base 1 to 2523 and encodes 840 amino acids. The record is from RefSeq and is a predicted model, not a curated record. Lineage: Eukaryota; Metazoa; Chordata; Actinopteri; Pomacentridae. The transcript is spliced from 18 exons.